This is a messenger RNA of Aspergillus niger, 1041 nucleotides long. RefSeq lists its product as uncharacterized. Bases 1 to 1041 code for a protein of 346 amino acids. The transcript has 2 exons. NCBI's taxonomy places the organism in Eukaryota, Fungi, Ascomycota, Eurotiomycetes, Eurotiales, Aspergillaceae. The record is from RefSeq and is a predicted model, not a curated record.
AUGGAGGCAAAAGAUCUCCAGCCGUUGGGCCAAAACGAGCCAAUCGUCGAGCCCGACGAGAGUGAGAAUGCGCAGAAGCAACCAUGGACCAAGCCUCCUCCGGACCCCGAGCCCAACUCUCAGUCACAUUCAGACUCGGACCAAGCAUCCAUCAACUCCUACGAAACACACCAGCUCGACAUCUACGAAGAGAAUAACCGUCGCUACCCCAACGAUUCAUACCACAUGCCCAACGAUGAAGCCGAACGAACCCGUCUGAACAUUGUCCACCAGAUCUACCUCAUCCUCCUAGAUGGCCAUCUAACCGCCGCCCCCAUUGUCACCAAUGCCCCUCGCAUCCUCGACAUCGGCACUGGUCCAGGUGACUGGGCCAUCGAAAUGAGCCACGCCUACCCCCACGGCACCAUCAUCGCCUCUGACAUCGGCGUCUUUGACAACGCCCUUGGCCACGUCGACCUUCCCAACCUCUCCUUCUACCUCGACGACGCCCGCGACGAAUGGGCUUACAACAUCCCCUUCGACCUCAUCCACCUCCGCGGCCUCUCCGGCGCCUUCCCCGACUGGUCCUUCAUCUACCAGCAAGCCUUCGAGCACCUCGCUCCCGGCGGUUACCUCGAAGUCGCAGAUACCGACUUCGCCGCUGAGACCAUGACCACCAUCCCGCAAAACUCCUACCUCCGUCUCUUUGCCUCCGCGCUCCGCUCCGCAGACUACUCGGCAGGUUACCUGCGUGAUCUGAGCCAUCUUCAGCCUGCACUCUUCCGUGCCCAAGGGUUCAUCGACAUCGACGUCCGCGAGUAUACAUUCCCCAUCGGUCUGUGGCCCGAGUCGCCGCAUGACCGGACCGUCGGCAAAAUGGGCCUCAUUGCCUUACUAGAGGGCUUGGAAUCGUAUAGCUUGCGUGCCCUGACCACUACGUAUGGCUGGCUAGCGGAGGAAGUGCGCGAACUAUGUGACCAGGUGCGUGCAGAGAUCUUGGAAGGUGUGUAUCGAAUUAGUGCGAGGGUGAAGAUCGUGACGGGUCGGAAGCCGUUGACGUGA